AUGAAAGACCUCCUCAGUCGCGACUGGUGCCAGAGAGCGUGGACAUUUCAAGAGCUUGCGCUAGCCUAUACUCUGGUCAUUCUCUGCGGCGACGCCGCAGUUGACUGGGAUGCCUUUAUACGCGGUCUUGAUGCUUUCUAUCCCAAGACUGAAAGAUACGGACGUUUAGGAGCUGAUGAAGAGACUCUUGAUUAUUGGCUUGAUUGGGUACGCAGACAUUUCAAAGAAGGCUUGGCGAAGAGAGAACCUCAGGAUUUCCAAAUAAAGUAUGCUUUCAUUACCUACAUCGGGGGUACAUCGUUGGUAUUAGUUUUCGCGGGUCUUGGCCUUUUCGACUUGUCUCGAGAUAACGGGUUUGUGCCUAUCCACGUCCUCGGCGCAACAACCCCAUCGACUCUCAAACUGGACUCAAAAGAAACACCGUUAUAUGGCGCUCUUUAUGCUUUGCGUAAUCGUGUUGCUCCCAAUCCAAAAGACCGCUCUUACGCUCUUUACGUUCCGGACUGGACAACCGUUUUGGACGAGACUUGGGUCGAUGACAAGUACCUCUACAACACGAACGAGCACAGUGCCACGCCCAGAUUGCAGGCACACGUGUUCAUACAAGAUUACGAGCUAUCCGUCAAGGGAACAUUCUUUGGGGCUGUGUCGCUAUCUUCGAAGCCUUUGGAAAGUAUAGAACAACACGAUCUUGAUACGGACACCUCGUCACUGAAGUCUUCUCGAUUCAUCGGCCAGGUCUUGGAAAUAUGCCGGUGGAUUUCCGUCCUGCGAAAAGAAAUUCCCUUGGUUGACGCUUACGGCCCGGUCUCAAAAGCGGUCUUUCCCGUUCUCGAAGGGCGAAUGACAAAUCUAAGAGAUCCGAAUACUCUUCACUUCAACUCAAUGUAUCGAUUGUUCGUCGGUCACAACCCCAAAGUGCUCGAUGGAGAACCGGAGGCAGUAGAGCAUCUUCUAGAAGCGUUUUCACGGAACAGCGACGCUUUUGCGUACAUGAUAAGCUGCUUUCGCAAAUUCGGCGGCAGGAGGAAUCUACUCGUUCUAUCGAACGGUUACAUAGGGUCGGGACCACCUUUCACAAAGGUUGUUCUCAUAGCGGGCGUUCCGGUACCCAUGGUGGUGCGUCGCCAAGAUGACGGCACUGGCAGAUACGUAUUGAUUGGGCCAGCAUUUGUACCGGGCGUUAUGGAGGGCGAGCACUGGGGCCGCGGGGAGCCAGAGGAGAUGGUGCUUGUGUAAAAGAAGACUUGCUGAUUUCCUCGAUCUGUUUACGCCAGAGCACGUGUGUUCGCGAUGCCGCGGCCCCAACUUAUAAUUGCUUUUUACACCAACGCGCUAAAUGGUGGGGC
Molecule: messenger RNA, 1349 nt
Organism: Mytilinidion resinicola
Lineage: Eukaryota; Fungi; Ascomycota; Dothideomycetes; Mytilinidiales; Mytilinidiaceae
Exons: 3
Coding region: 1-1239 (412 amino acids)
Source: RefSeq, a predicted model, not a curated record